CUGCGUGUGUGGGUUGGUUCGAGAUGAGGAGGAACCAGCGCGCGGAGAAUCGCCGGGCCAUGACCGAUGGAAGCCUCAUGUGCGUGAGGCCAUCGAUGCGGUGGUGUUCUAGUCACCGCUGUCUACCACCAAAGCCACCGCCGCCUCCUCCUCUUUUUCCUCCCGCCUCCCUCUUUGUUCCUCCCUCCUUUUUUUUUACUCCUCCUUCUCCCGCUCACGGGGUAGUAAGUUUGCUAACCUUCAUCUAGGCCAGUAGGUAACCCACAUCAAAGCUCAUCCAUAUAGGAGACGCAGCCAAUGCGCCAAGACAGUCAGUCUUCCACUCAGCUCUGAACGGAGCACACAUUGCAACGGGCGCUACUCCCGAUUCGAAUGUGCUGUGACUGUUGAACGUCAUCCUCCAUCAGAUCGGCGGCACGAGUUGCGUGAAGUUGCAAAAUGGUGUCCACUGCGUGGUCCGUUGUGGUUCUAGUUGCAAUUCUUCUUCAGCUCACCUGGUCCUCACCUGUGCCGGACGAGAACCAUCCACUGUUGCGCAAUAAGCGCCAGGUACGCAACGGCAUCCGGUGUAUGAACAAUGGCAAAUUCUACCGAAAUCCAGAUCGGGAAAAGGCGAAAAUGUGGUCGACGGGUGAAUGCGCAAAGUACUACCUUUGCAUAGAAAACGAAGUAUUUGAAUUCAAGUGCUCGACGGGUUUGCUGUUCGAUAUCGUCCGGCAAAUUUGCGAUUUUAAGGCGAAAGUCGACAAUUGCGACGUCAACACAGAAGCCGCCUUGCCUAAACCACUUCUCAACACUCCGGAACCCAUCUGCCCGGUCAAUGAGCUGGCCUGCGCUGACGGGACUUGUCUGAACAGCGACCUAUUUUGCGACGGACAUGCCGACUGCGUGGAUGGUAGCGACGAAGGAUGGUGCGACGCGGACAAUGAUCCGAAUGCGGCCGGGCGCUGCGACUACGCCAACUGCACUUUGCCCAACUGCUUCUGCAGUGUCGACGGAACACUCAUUCCAGGCAAUCUCGAAGCCAAUCAAGUCCCGCAAAUGGUCACCAUCACGUUCGACGACGCGGUUAACGGCGAGAACUGGGAUUUAUAUCUCAACAAACUUUUCAUCCCCGAGCGUAAAAAUCCUAACGGCUGUCCCAUCCACGCCACGUUCUACAUCAGUCACGAAUACAACAACUACCAGCAUGUUCAGAAAUUGUGGAACGCCGGACACGAAAUUGCAGCCCACUCGAUUACUCACCGACAACCAGAGAAUUGGUGGUCGACCAACGCCACUAUUGAGGACUGGUUUGAUGAGAUGGUCGGCCAGGCCAACAUCAUCAACCGAUUCGCUGGAGUUCACAUGGAGGAUAUCCGCGGAAUCCGCGUUCCAUUUUUGCGAGUCGGCUGGAACCGCCAGUUUCUCAUGAUGAAAGAAUUUGGCUUCGUGUACGACGCCAGUAUGGCGGCUCCUCUCAGCGAUCCGCCCCUGUGGCCCUACACGCUCGACUACAAGAUGCCGCACGGCUGUGUCGGCACCGGACAGCGCUGCCCCAGCCGCAGUUUUCCGGGUAUUUGGGAAAUGGUCCUCAACCAAUUGGAAGUCGAGGAGUACUCGUGCGCUAUGGUGGAUUCUUGUCCGUCUCACGGGUCGGAAGAUGAAGUCUACGAAAUGCUGAUGCACAAUUUCAAGCGCCAUUACAACACGAACCGCGCUCCUUUCGGUCUCUACUUCCACACGAUUUGGUUCAAAAAGCGAAUUAACUUGCGCGCCUUCCAGCGAUUCCUCGAGGAAAUGAUCCGCAUGCCGGAUGUCUGGGUCGUUAAUAAUUGGGAGGCCAUCCAGUGGAUGCAGAGGCCGACGCCAAUCAACGCGCUGAGUCAAUUCGAUCCCUGGAAAUGCAAGCCAACGGUCCCGCCUGAAGACAAAGCCUGCAACAUUGGCCGUGCCUGCAAAUUGCAAUCGCGUGCGCUAAGAGGCGAUCGCUAUCUCCACACUUGCACCGAAUGCCCCCAAGUUUACCCUUGGAUCAAGAACGAAUUCGGUUUGGAUAUUUAAGCGACGACUCUGCGAAUCGUUCCUUUGGUAUCCUUGUCCAGCAAACUUGCUCCUACGCGGCAGUUUGCAAAUUAUUUCUUUUCCUUCCAUAGUCAUUAAUGAAACCAUUUUAUUAAAUUUUUUUUUGGGAGCGACGGGUGAUUGAUAACCCCCCCACAAGUCAUCAGACCAUCUAUUCCUCCCACGAUUAUUCAUAUCCAUCCUUUUUAUCAAAAUCGCCAGUAUUUAUUUACGGACGGUGCAGGUUCGCCGAUCCAGUCCUAUUCAACAAGAUUUGAUUUCCUAUUUUCUUCUCCGUUGACAGAGCGCCGAGGUUUUCUCAUGGCACGUUGAUUGACACGUUCCAGUACUUUUCGUGCGCGAUCGUUGACGGAUCAAUGACAUUUUUCCCAAAAAAACAAACUGACUAAGAGACAUUUAUUUAUUACUCUCGACGUAUGACUAGACUCGACUCGACUGUUUUGACUGUUUGACGAAUUUUAAACUUUUUCUUGGUUUUCCAGUUUUACCCACAUACCCCCCACUGUAUUUACUGCCAUUUGACUAACCGACUGGCUUUGCGUUUAUCCCAAUUGACUUUACGAUUGAAGGGAAGACAUCAUCGUUGCUUGUUUAAAAAUUUCCCUUCUCCGUUUUCCAGAGGAGAGUGGGCUUGCAGCAUGACUGGGUUGGCACUUCCUUCUCUUUCUCAAGCGAGACUUGGUUUUAUUUUUGUUUUCAUUUCUGAAUUUCAUUCGGGUGAAACGAGGAUAACUUUGUUAUUUGACCAUGAGAACUCGACCGAAAGACUUUUGACGUUUUGGGCGUGACGAAGCGACGCUUUUAAUUCAUGACAUUUUGACUGAGAACCGAAUCUAAAAUGGAACACUGACCGACAGUUCAUUCCCCCUACAACAACACAAUGUGUCCGGAUCACGGGGAUGUUUGACUAUCUGACAAUUGACUUGACGCUCGCCGUGACGUUUCACUCUUUUCACUGGUACCUGACGGAAUACUCUACGCUGGCCGUUUUUCUUCAUUCAAAACGACGACGCAAACAAAUAUUCGUGACUAUUAAAAAAAGACUGACUUUGACGACACCGAAACCCACCCAAACAUUCCCGACUAAUAACGUGACUGACUGACUGACUGACUUAUAAUCUUGACUGGACAUACUCUGAACGAAACUGGGUGACAGGUUCCUAAUUUUCAGACGAUCUUUUACUUGGACCAAAAGACCUUUGACUGACUUACCAAGACGUGACUGUGACUAUCUAGACUGACGACUUUGCGACCCUUUUGACUGAAAAAUAAACGCGACCGAUCGUAUAACUCUGACCGGAUGACUAGCGAGUUGUAACAUCUCGACGAUGCGACUCUUUCGGAACGACACCCACCGCUUGUCUGCUUCACAUGUUUUAUUGACUUUGACUUGACUUGCACUUCUAAAUGAAUUAAGACAAAAAAAAAACCAUGACAAAAAAACAAACAAAAAAAAAAAGACUGUGACAAAUAUCUCCAUCGUAUAUAUUGACGUUUGAAUACAAAUAUUUACUUUCCCCCCAUCAAUUUUGGACUUACGAAUGACUUUCGACUUACGACGCGACUCAAACUUAACUUAUCACGAGAUUUCUGGAUGUUUUUCGACUUGUUUGACGUGAAGAUCUAGGCCAAGACGGAGGUGAACUACAUGAUAAUGCUGAGACCGGGGGCCAUCAAAUUUACCGUAACCCGACGCCCGACUUGCCUCAAAGGCACUAACCCAGACUUGGAGAACAAUUUACAAA
This is a messenger RNA of Daphnia pulex (common water flea), 3809 nucleotides long. RefSeq names its product chitin deacetylase 1-like (gene ChLD3). Gene Ontology annotation, cellular component: extracellular region. The record is from RefSeq and is a predicted model, not a curated record. The transcript has 11 exons. Bases 439 to 2043 code for a protein of 534 amino acids. NCBI's taxonomy places the organism in Eukaryota, Metazoa, Arthropoda, Branchiopoda, Diplostraca, Daphniidae. Gene Ontology annotation, molecular function: chitin binding; protein binding. Gene Ontology annotation, biological process: carbohydrate metabolic process.